Molecule: messenger RNA, 2174 nt
Organism: Melitaea cinxia (Glanville fritillary)
Lineage: Eukaryota; Metazoa; Arthropoda; Insecta; Lepidoptera; Nymphalidae
Gene: Pex5
Product: peroxisomal targeting signal 1 receptor
Exons: 1
Coding region: 404-2011 (535 amino acids)
Biological process (GO): protein import into peroxisome matrix, docking
Cellular component (GO): cytosol; peroxisomal membrane
Molecular function (GO): protein binding
Source: RefSeq, a predicted model, not a curated record
AACCGUCACAGCUGCAUACCGCUAUAUUGCGAGCACACAACUGACACUUGACAGCGCCCAAAAAUGCGUUCCACUUAUAAAAUUUACCUACAGUGCCCCCGGUGUAUUUUACGUGAGCGGAACAGCAAUUUCAGCGGUCGUGGUUGAUCGCGUUGAGGGUCUUUAGUGGAACGCGCCCAAAGUCAUUGACAUUUGACAUUUACGUAUCUUAUACUUUUAUAUACUCUUUGAUUAAAGAUUGUUAUGACUUGCCUUAUAAACUGUAUUUCAUUUUAUAAGAAAAUAGUAUCCCAGCUAUAGUUCAACGUGACCUUUGUACAUUAACAUUUAGAUUUGUUUUUAAGGAAUUAUAUUAAGUUGAUCACUUUACCUCACAAUAGUUGUUUAAAUUUAAACUCUAGUUAUGUCGAUAAACAAACUAAUCGGUGGUGACUGUGGAGGCAAUAAUUCCCUUGUUCAACUUACGAAUAUUGUAAGCCGUGAUGCAUCUGCCGCACAGAAAUUGUCCCAAGCGGACAGGUUUGUUAAUGAGUUUAUAUCUCAAAAUUCCCAAGUUCCUCAAACUUUUAAUAUGAAUGCCUUGCUUAACAACAUGCCCGAGGUGGAGAAAACCAAAAUUUCAAAAGCUGUACCACUACCUACAACAAGCAGUAAAUCAAAUAUAUAUACACAGAGAUCUGCUCCAUGGCUUGCAGGUCCUUCUACUUCAUUGACUGCUCCUAUGAGACAAUUUGGCGUACCAUACCAACCUUUAAUGCAGCCACAUACAUCUUCGAACUUACAGAUCCAAUAUAUAAAUGAAGAAAAUUUGCAAAUGACAUCAAAUACAGAUGUUAAAGCUAAAGCACAAGAGUAUGUCAAUAGCGUUAAUGAAGAUGAUGAGCUGGCAUACAAUCAGUUUAUGUCAUUUAUGAAAAGAAUUAGUGCAGGGGAAUUAAACUUAAAUGAGACAUUAGAAGGACAACAGAAGCAAAUGACUAAAGAUGAAAUAGUAGAAGAAAUGGCUGAAAAAUAUAAAGAUGAAUGGGCUAAGCUAAGUGAUGUGGAAGAUUAUUGGAACAAUGAAACAGCUAAUGGAAUAGCUAAAGAAUACUCAUUUACUGAAGGUAAUGUAAUGUUAGAGAACAAAAGUGCUCUGGAAAUAGGUAAGGAAAAAUUAAAAAUGGGUGAUAUUCCUGGUGCUGUACUUUGUUUUGAAGCUGCUGCACAACAGCAACCUGAUUCCGCUGAAGUUUGGUUUCUUUUAGGAACCACACAAGCAGAAAAUGAACAAGAUCCAUUAGCGAUUACUGCUUUGAAAAAAUCAUUAGAAUUAGAUCCUCGACAACUAGAGGCUUAUAUUACUUUAGCCGCAGCUUAUACUAAUGAAAAUAUGGGUAAAUAUGCAUAUUUGACUUUACUGGAUUGGUUAAAAGCCAGUCCUAAAUACAGUGACAUUUGCCCACAAGACAUCAAUGCUCAAAAAAUGAAUUUGAAGGAAUUAGAGGCAUAUGUGACAUCAUUGUAUUUAAAAGCUGCACAAAUGAGUCCUUCACAGAUAGAUGCAGAUGUUCAAAAUGCCCUUGGUGUCAUAUUCAAUAUCAACCAACAAUAUGAUAAAGCUGUAGAUUGUUUUAAAGCAGCUUUAAUGGUAUCUUCAGAUAAUGCAAAACUUUGGAAUAGACUCGGUGCAACUCUAGCUAAUAGUGACAAAUCAGAAGAGGCUGUUGAAGCAUACCAUGAAGCUUUAAACUUAGAACCUGGUUUUAUCAGAGCUAGGUACAAUGUUGGUAUAACAUGUAUGAAUUUAGGUGCUCACAAACAAGCAGCAGAACAUUUCUUGGUUGCUUUAAAUCAGCAAUAUAAAGCAAAAAGUAUGCAUCCAAAUGCAUCAUCUACUGAUACAAGUUCUUCAACAAUUUGGACUACUUUAAGGAUGGUGUGCUCAUUUAUGGGAGAGCAUGAUGUAGCAAAGUUAGUUGAUGAGAGAAACUUAAGCGAAUUAAAUAAGUUUUUUGAAGUUGAUUCUUGAAGAACAUACAUAAUGUAAAUUUGUAAGCAUUUCUUAUUGUGAUAGUUUAGAGGCAGUGGGCAAUAUUAAUUAUUCUGUUACUAUUGUUUUGAUGUCAGCGAUAUUUUAUGUAUUUUUUUAUACUUUUCUGGAAAAUUAGGGGUUUAAUAAAAUUUUCAAUUAA